Molecule: messenger RNA, 2385 nt
Organism: Pistacia vera
Lineage: Eukaryota; Viridiplantae; Streptophyta; Magnoliopsida; Sapindales; Anacardiaceae
Product: molybdate-anion transporter
Exons: 10
Coding region: 284-1675 (463 amino acids)
Biological process (GO): molybdate ion transport
Cellular component (GO): membrane
Molecular function (GO): molybdate ion transmembrane transporter activity
Source: RefSeq, a predicted model, not a curated record
ACAAAACACAAUCCUUUUAAGUUCUUUUGGGGUAAUACGCACCGUCUUGAUCAACGGCACGUUUCACAUAAAUUCAUCUUUCUUCUUUACCAGCCUGUUACUACAUCUGCUGCACUAGCAGUUGCUAUUACAGAAUUCUCAUCAAGUACCAUACCGAUCUGACACUCUUAUUUAACACACUUACUUUUACAAUCUGUAUAUCUCUUAUUAACUAUCUAUGAUCUAGGGUUUCUCUGAGAUCUGAUUAUUCUCAAUUAUCGCUUCAAAAUUUAAAGAAGCAAAAAUGGCCGUCGUAAUCGAAAGCUCCGUUUGGGAGCCAAGUCCAUUUCUCCAUAUAUUCAUAUUCCUCUCGUGCUUCGUCUCCAUAUUUGUCCUUCCUUAUUCAUCAACCAAACCUUCCUCUGUUUUCGACCUUGGACUCUCCUCUUCGUUUCUUCACUUUCAACGAAACUUUCUCUUCAUCUAUUCCCUCGCUUCAGUAAUGGAAGGUUUGUGGUCGGUGUUCGGAGAGUAUGAGUUGGUUUAUUACGGUGUUAGUAAGGAACAGAUGGUGUUGUUUCUGUGUCUUGGUUAUGCAGCUGCUCUCUUUGUUGGAACUUUUCUAGGCAUGCUCUCUGAUUUAAUAGGUCGAAAGAAAGUUUGUUUGGUGUUCUUCAUCCUGCACCUCUUUGUUGGUAUAUGGAAGAAGAUUUCAGUGCAUCCAGGCAUCUGGGUUGCAAAUAUAUGUUUGUCACUUGCCUCCUCAGUAUUUUCUUUUAAUUUUGAGACAUGGGUGGUUGUUGAACAUGAAAAGCAAGGGCACAGGCAAGAUUCUUUGAGUGACACCUUUUGGUUAAUGACUUUCUUUGAGUCUGCAUCCCUAAUUGGAAGUCAAAUACUCACGAACUGGUUGGUGGGGAUUAAUGUAGAGAAAGGCAUUGCAUCUCCUUCCAAUGCAUCUAUUUUCCUGGCAAUAUUAGGAGUCAUCUUCGUCACAAGAGGAUGGACAGAAAAUCCACAAGUGGAAUUUAAGGAUUAUAAGACAUCCUUCUUUACACAUAUUUUUGGUGAUAAAAGGAUAUGGCUCUUGAUUUGGGCACAAGCUUGCCUCCAAUUUUCGAUUGCAGUAUUCUGGAUUCUGUGGGCCCCAACAUUGGUGGCUGAUGGGCGAGAAGUGCAUCUAGGAUUGAUAUAUCCAUGUUUGCUUGGUGCAAGAAUGCUAGGAAGCACUGUAUUCCCAUGGCUCAUUAGUGGACCAUCUUCAAUUCGAACUGAGGACUGCCUAUUGUAUGCAUUUGUUGUACUGGGGUUUGUCUUGUCUAUAAUAGCCUAUGAUUAUCAGGAAAUUGGAGUCUUAGUCACAUUGUUCUGCUUAUUUCAUGCCUGUGUUGGCUUGAUUCUGCCUUCACUUGCUAGAUUGAGGACCAUGCAUGUGCCAAAUGAGUUGCGUGGAGGGAUGAUAAGCCUUUCUCUAGCUCCUGCAAAUGCAGCAAUUCUGCUUUUUCUGUUGCAACAAUCAAUCUUUUCUUGGUGUAAUGCCUGUCUACCUGGAGACUUGAGGAGAGGCUACUAUCGGAAAAUUGAGAAUGCAGCAAUGAUAGCCUUUGCAGCCCUUGGGCUGUUCUCAGCAGCUGGAUGUAUGUAUUUAUUGAAGCGGUGGGGAAAGCAACCAUACCAAGAUUCCCACAAAUUAUGAUUUCCUUACCCCAUUUCAUUUCAAGCUCCGGUUGGUGGAUUCUUGGUGUCUUCCAUCUAUCACCUAUUGGUGGACAUGAAAGUGAAAUUUAUUUACGGUAGUGAAACUCAAACAUGUGCUGUAUAAUUCCGGUUGAAGUAUGCAAAGAGGCAUCUGAUUACAAGAAUAGGGAAGAGACCAUGAAGUCAACAAGUUCGGUUUUAAGGCUUGCUAAACUUAGGUUCAUAAUCUCAUAAAUAUCUGUUACUCUACAAGCAAGGAGUUUAUACGUAAGUAAUUUUUUGUCAUUGAAUCCCGCAAGUUUUGACUUUCAAGUUUGAGAUAUAAAUUGUCAGGCGGAUAUAGAACCUUGCAGCUAAGCCAAACUAAUUGAUGAUAUUUGAGCUGUAGAGAAAAGCUUGCCUCUGAUACAUUCAGCUUUUAGAUGGGUGUGUUAAACUGGGAAAGACUAAGCCGCCAACUAAUACAAGCUGAUGUUCUCAGAUGAAUACAGUAAUGGACCUGGAGUUAGUCUCGAAGUUGAAAGACUUGUGAUUCAUGGUAUGUAUAAUAAAAUUGAGUUGAAAACAUUAUUUAAUUGUUAUAUUAAUUCUUUGAGAAGGAGGUUCCUCUCUUCUGCCUUGAUAAGUUCUGUAGCUCGUAGAGCUUUGAAUCUUGUAUUCCCAGUGUUAGCAAAAGAGUGGUAUAAUUUUUAUUUUUUUUUCUAUAAU